UCGUCUGUGCGCUCAGUUAGAAUGUCUAUGUUAUUCAACGGCGACAACUCCGACUCCGAUGGGGAAUUGAAGAUAAACACGGAAUACGCCAAUAUUUACGAUAACUUCCGUCAAAAGGAGGAAUUACAUAAACUGAAGGCAAGAUAUGGAGAAAACGCUGCAUUUUCGGAGGACGAAACUGAUGAGAGCAGUUCAUCAGAAGAUGAAGACAGUAAUCCAGAAUUUGAUAAACAGUUUCUCAUAACGUUGGCCUGUUUGAAAUCUGGGGACCCGAGCACAUAUGACGAAAAAGUUAAUUCCUUCAAUGACAAACCUGGGACAUCAGAAAAUGCCGAAGUGAGAGAAACAAGAAAGAAGAAGUCAAGGAAAGAGAAGCCCCUCUCUUUGCGCGAUUACGAACGUAAGAUAAUAUUGGAAAGAGACGGACGGUUUAGUAGCAGCGAAGAUGAAGACGAUGAAAAGCAGACAGCUAAAUCUAAAAUGUCCACUUACGUGGAGGAGCAAAACGAAUUAAGAGAUAGUUUCAAACAUGCUCUAAAAGAUGAGGAUGAAGAUAACGAUGAGGAUAAUUCCCUCUUGAAGAUAAAACAAAAGACAGAGGAUGAGAAACACAAAGAAGAAAAAUCGUACAAGAAGUGGUUGAUAGGUCGAGAAGUGGAGAUAGAUCCCGAGGAGAAGGAAAUGCUCAAACCACUGCGUGACUUUUGGUCGGAUCCUAAUUUAGAUCCGAAUGAGAAAUUCUUGAGGGAUUAUAUUUUAAAUAAUAAGUAUAUGGAUAAAGAAUCUUACGACGCUGACUUGGAGUACAAUCAAGUUAUUCAUGACAGCGAUGAGAACUUGUCGGAAGAUGAAAAGACUAUUCGUAAGCAGGAGGAAUUCGAACAUAAAUACAAUUUUAGAUUUGAAGAACCUGAUCAAGAAUUUAUCAAGAGGUAUCCACGAACGAUGGAAAACUCAAUGCGGAAAAAAGAUACGCGCAGAGCGCAGAAGAGAGUGGAAGUUAAGGAAAGAAAAGAGCAGGAGAAACAGCAGAAGAGAGAGGAACUGAAGCAAUUGAAGGCGUUGAAGAGAAAAGAGAUAGAAGAAAAGAUCGAAAAGUUGAAAGAAAUCACAGGAAAUGACGAUAUGCGUUUUGAUAAUGUUGAUUUUGAUUCCGACUUCGAUCCAAAUGAACACGACAGAAGGAUGAAAGAGCUUUUUAAUGACGACUAUUAUACUGAUGGUAAAGACGAGAUGCAGAAGCCAGAAUUCCCGGAGAUCGAUGAAGAAUUGGAUAUUGAGCUCAAGUGGGACACAUAUGAUCCAACUACAGAUAAAAUUGACAUGGAAACUGCGCAAUACGAAGAACCUCAUUGUGAAGAUCCAAAUUUUAAUAUGGACGCUGAUUACGAUAAGUCCCAAAAUCUACAGUCCGAACUCAUUGAAAAUACGAAAAGGAGAAAACGGAGGAAGCGCUCUAAAUUCGCGGAGCUUAUAGCAAAGGAGAAACCGAAAUUUGAUCCAAAACAAUUUCCUUCGUAUGCAGAUUAUUUCGAUCAAUAUUACUCAUUGGAUUACGAGGACAUGAUUGGAGACUUGCCGUGUAGAUUUAAAUAUCGGAAAGUAGUGCCAAACGAUUAUGGAUUAAGUGUUGAAGAAAUUUUAAUGGCUGAUGAUAAGGAGUUGAAUAAAUGGUGCCCCUUAGGACAAGCUCUUAAACAUAAACCAGAACACGUGGAAACAAAUGAAAUUAAAAUAUUUAAACAAAAAUCGAUGAACGAAGCAUUUAAGCAAAAAGUUCUUAAGAGCUUAUAUAGUGAACCCGAAGAGAAAAAAGAAGAAGGAAAAGGCGAGGAAACUGUUACCGAGGAAACUGAAACCAGUAAUAAGAAACGUAGGCGAAGGAAGAAAGCUAAAGGCAGCAAUCCUCUUAACGUGGAGUCUAAUACUGAUACUAAGGAAAAAAUUGUACAUACAAUAGAGAAUAACGUACAGAAUAGUAACAACAAGGAUGAGAGAAAGAAGGAUGAAAAAAAUAAAGAGGCGCAAGAGGAAAAUAUAGUAAAUAAGAGCAAAAAGAAAAAACGAAAGAACAACUUACAAGCUGACGGCGACGUGUCGAUUUCUAAGAAAAUGAAGACAGAUAACGCAGUGAAGGAAAGUUCUCAAAUAAAAAUGAACAUUGAUAACAUUAAAGUAGAAAAUAGUAAUGAAAAGACGAUAGCCAAUGGGAAAUCUGCAGGUCGGAAGAAAAACAAGAACAAUAAUUCUCACAUGAAUACUAAAAAACACAAACCAGAUUAUAAUGAUCCAAUGAUGUCUUUGAAUGCAGAAAGAUUGAAGACCUACGGAAUAAAUGCUAAGAAAUUGAAAAAUAAGUUGAAAUAUGGGAAUAAGAAAUUAUAAAUAUGGAUUUUCUGUAUUUGUAUGUAUAUAGU
Wasmannia auropunctata (little fire ant) is the source of this 2417-nucleotide messenger RNA. Its product is annotated as protein KRI1 homolog. Gene Ontology annotation, cellular component: nucleolus; 90S preribosome. The record is from RefSeq and is a predicted model, not a curated record. The coding region runs from base 22 to 2385 and encodes 787 amino acids. NCBI's taxonomy places the organism in Eukaryota, Metazoa, Arthropoda, Insecta, Hymenoptera, Formicidae. The transcript has 9 exons. Gene Ontology annotation, biological process: endonucleolytic cleavage in ITS1 to separate SSU-rRNA from 5.8S rRNA and LSU-rRNA from tricistronic rRNA transcript (SSU-rRNA, 5.8S rRNA, LSU-rRNA).